Eufriesea mexicana is the source of this 603-nucleotide messenger RNA. RefSeq lists its product as uncharacterized. The record is from RefSeq and is a predicted model, not a curated record. The transcript has 5 exons. The coding region runs from base 1 to 603 and encodes 200 amino acids. Lineage: Eukaryota; Metazoa; Arthropoda; Insecta; Hymenoptera; Apidae.
AUGGAUGAAAUAAUAAUGCUUAAAGAAAAAUAUAUAAAAAUAACAGAUUUACAAGUUAAAGAUUUAUUGCAAAAUCAAGUUAAAUUAAUCAAUCAUGUUAAAAAUAAACAGAAUCAACAUUUGACUGAGGAUGAAAUAAAAAUCAAAGAUUUGACAUCAAAAAUAACCUGUAUGAGGGAAAGUCUCCAUUCUGAAGAACAAACAUUGAAAUAUAAGAAUCAUGUUUUAUCUAAACACUUGGAUUACUCAAUAGAGUUAGAAGCAGAAAAAAAUAAAUUUUUGGAAGAAAGUCUGUCAUUAGAAUUGCAGAGAAAUAAACUUAAAAUAUGUAAGAGAAACUUACAAGAUCAAAAAUUAUUGAAUCAAGGAAGAAGGAAAGUUUCAUUGUAUAAAGAAUUAACUGGAAUACGAUGGGAUUAUGAAAAACUUAAAGAAAAUGUAGCAGGAUAUGUGUCAUAUAGAAGAAAAUAUAUUCAUUACUUUUCUUAUACAAAUGAAAAUACAAAAGAUUUAAGUAAUCUUUUAUGGCAAGAGAUAUUUCAGUCUACAAUUGAUGCGGAUGAAGACAUAUGUAACAAGGAAAAUAUUGUAUUAAAUAAAUAA